Penicillium waksmanii is the source of this 1089-nucleotide messenger RNA. RefSeq lists its product as uncharacterized. The transcript has a single exon. The record is from RefSeq and is a predicted model, not a curated record. Bases 1 to 1089 code for a protein of 362 amino acids. NCBI's taxonomy places the organism in Eukaryota, Fungi, Ascomycota, Eurotiomycetes, Eurotiales, Aspergillaceae.
AUGGAUGCAAAAGUUGCUAGCCUACCUCCCGCAGUGAGAGCUCUGCUCAUGGAGAACAUUGGAAUCAUUCAAAUAGUGUCAAUGUAUUCCAUCGGAGCCUACGGUGCACUGGAAACCGGCUUGUUCACAUUCCACUUCUUCAGAAAAUAUCGUGGUUUAUAUUUUUGGAGUAUGCAAGCCGCCUCCUGGGGAAUCCUUGUGCAUGCUCUUCCGGCCAUGGCUCGAUUCAUUUCCCAGUCUUCCAACCUGCCGACAUCAAUCCCAUUUGUACUUGGAUGGUAUGCCAUGGUGACUGGCCAAGCUGUUGUUCUCUAUUCACGACUACAUUAUUUUUCGUCCACCACAUGUAAAGUCCGAUGGAUCUUGUGGAUGAUUAUUGUCAACGCUUUCAUUCUUCAUGUCCCAAUGACAGUGUUGUUCUUCGGCCUCAGCAACGGAGUGAUAGGUUUCGCUCGUCCUGCUGCAACUUUUGAUCGGAUCCAGUUGACUGGUUUCUGCAUUCAAGAUAUCGUCAUCAGCAGUAUUUACAUAUAUCACACAGUUUUGUUGUUGAAAAGUAGCCGUGAGCUACACAGAUCUGGGGGCCGCAAAGUGCUCGUCAAUUUAAUUUGUGUCAACAUCAUUGUUGUGCUCAUGAACAUUUUGCUCCUCGUCACGGAAUUCAAGCUCCACUACAUCCAAGUCAGCUUCAAGACGGUGGCUUACAGUAUCAAGCUGAAACUGGAGUUCUCUGUGUUAAAUGAUUUCCGUUCUUUUUUUUCCAAGUCAAUCUACCUUGACACUUCAGAGAUGAAAAUUCAGUCUCACCAAGAUGAUACGAGUUCAUCCAACGUGAGAUUGAAUCAUUCAAAUGCCACGUCGGGUGAGGUACGACACGUGCCUCAAAGAUCGAGCGGGGCUCAGGCACAGCUACAGUAUAAUGAUUCGCUGCAUGAGGCACGAGAUAAUAGCCACCAGUCAGUGGAUGUCAUUUCACCCCCACCCAGUCUCUCAGACGAUAACUCGGAGCAAAAAUUCGAUGACUGGCCGGGGUUUUCGGGCGACCUCGAGCUGUCAUUAUCCCAAAUUUCGGCAAAGUCUGAUAUAUGA